Vanessa tameamea is the source of this 1950-nucleotide messenger RNA. RefSeq names its product innexin inx7 (gene Inx7). Gene Ontology annotation, molecular function: gap junction channel activity. NCBI's taxonomy places the organism in Eukaryota, Metazoa, Arthropoda, Insecta, Lepidoptera, Nymphalidae. The record is from RefSeq and is a predicted model, not a curated record. The transcript is spliced from 8 exons. Gene Ontology annotation, cellular component: gap junction; plasma membrane. Bases 209 to 1468 code for a protein of 419 amino acids. Gene Ontology annotation, biological process: phototransduction.
AUCAUAAUCAAAUGAUAGCGCUGACAUACAGCACUUGGCUGAAGUGUGAAGCGCACGCAGUUACGCGUACCGCUUUUGUUUUAAAUUUCGGUGAUUACUGUUCGUGAUAAGUUAAUGCAAGUUUGAUAACUAUAGAAGGGUGUGGAAGGAACAAGGAGCCGGAAAGCAGAUGAUUUAGGACGUAAAUGACAUAGUGGACUAAAUCAAAAUGUUGGCGGCAUCUCUGAGCACGCUCACGCCGCGUAUACGGUUCAAUUUUUCUAAGCCAAAGAUAGAGAAUUUUGUAUUCAAAUUACACUAUAAACUUACUGUCACCAUACUCCUGGCUUUCGUUAUCUUGGUUUGCGGAAGGGAGUACUUUGGAGAACAUAUCAAAUGCAUUUCAGAUCAAGGAGUUCCUAAACAUGUUAUACAAACUUAUUGCUUCUUCAUGGCGACUUUUACAAUUGUCCGGCAUUACAACGAGAGUCUUCUUGAAGGCGGUUUCUUGCCUCACCCGGGUGUUGGUCCUAUUCUUGCCACGGAUGAAACAUUGCACCACACUUAUUACCAGUGGGUGCCUUUCGUACUCUUCAUCCAGUCAAUCUGCUUCUAUUUGCCACAUUACGUAUGGAAGAAGAAAGAAGGAGGUAGGAUAAAGGCACUCGUGGAUGGAUUGCAAUACGCAAGCUUAGCGUUAGCAGAGGAAGAUAUGAAAUUCGGCGCUACAACAGUACCUUCUAAAAAGACCAUAGAGAAUCGAAUUGAUGUCAUAAAGAAAGAUAUCAUACUAAGGUUACGUGUUAGCAGAACUUGGUCGACUUGGCUGGUGGCGAUGGAAGUGGUCAACUUGCUUCACGUUAUGUUCCAAAUUUGGAUGAUCAAUUUGUUCCUUAAUGGGAAAUUCAUCAGCUUAGGAGCGAGCGUGCUUCGAUACAAGGAAUGGAGUAUGAUUGCAGAUCCACUAGAGACGAUCUUCCCCAAGGUCACGAAGUGCACGUUCCAUAAAUUUGGUCCCAGUGGCUCGAUCCAGCAGCACGAUGCACUCUGCGUGAUGGCUCUCAAUAUCAUCCACGAGAAGAUAUACGUCGUACUUUGGUUCUGGUUGUUGUUCCUCUUUAUCGCUUCUGCGCUCGCUGUUAUUUGGCGUAUAAUUUCGUUCUUCUUGUAUCGUCGUUCACUAAGAUUCAACGAGCUGUUGCUACGUCAUGCCUCGCAUAGAAAAUUCAAUCCUUACAAUGUGAUACAAGUAGUAAACGGCUGUAAAUUUGCAGAUUGGCUCUUCUUAUAUUAUCUCGCAAAGAAUAUGAAAGGAAUUGUCUUCCAGCAAUUGUUUGAGCGCUUAGCAGAGGAGUUGCAGAAAAGAGACAUGCCAUUUGAUCAAAAUGGCCACGAGGAAAAAGGUGCAGAACCAGUACUUUUAGGAAAAGUUGAUUAUGCAGAUGAAACACUCCCUUUGAAACAAGACUUAAAGGAGAAAUCCAAUUAAAAUUGUAACUUAACUAAGCUGUGAUAGCGAAAUACGAUAUAACUCAUUUUGUGAUCAGCUUUUGUAGCGAUGCUCAAAUCUUAAAUUUUACGAAAUUUUACACGACAUUUAUAACAGAGAUUUUCAGUGGCAUAAUGCGAGAUUCUUGAAAAGACAAUAAUAUUAUGUAAAUAUUUAAAAAUUACUUUAAGAUUUUGUUCAAACAAGAAUCCUUCUCCGUAAAGACAUGAACAAAAUGAUAUUCAAAAUGUCUUUAUUACAAAAUCUUUAAUAAAAUUAUAGAUUGUAAGGUAGGUAGAGUAAGUUAUAACGAACCAGGGUAUUGAAAAGACAAUCAACCUCAGUUUUUCAGCCAUAUGGUCGGCCUUAUAGUUGACCUUAAAAGUUAAAAAAAAAAAAACAAUUCGUUAAUAGCUUCAUUGAUGUUUGCACACAUAAAAUUGAGUAAAGAAUACAUCGAGCUGACGUUGAUGAAACACCAA